AUAAUGACUCCGUGUUGAGCUGUAAGAGGCGCUCGCACGAAAUGGGAACCGUGCGAAUCUGCGUCUGCGGUGAUGAAGGGACGGGCAAGUCGAGCUUGAUAACCUCGCUGGUCAAAGGAGUCUUUGUCACAAACAAGAUCCAGGCUGUCCUGCCGCAAGUGACCAUCCCUCCUACCAUUGGGACGCCUGAGAAUGUGACCACAACCACGAUUGUCGAUACUUCUGCCUUGCCGCAGGAACGGAACAACCUCGCAAAGGAGCUUCGCAAGUCUAACGUCAUCCUCCUCGUUUACUCCGACCACUACAGUUAUGAGAGGGUUGCGUUAUUCUGGCUUCCGUAUUUCCGUUCACUGGGGGUCAAUGUUCCUGUUGUGCUGUGUGCCAAUAAAUCGGAUCUCUUGCACGAGCAUGGCGAGUCACAGCCAAUCGAGGAAGAGAUGCUACCCAUCAUGACGGAGUUCAAGGAGAUUGACUCGUGUAUCCGAAGUAGCGCUAGGACGCAUAGGAACGUAAAUGAGUCGUUCUUCCUCUGCCAGAAGGCUGUAACCUAUCCGAUUUCUCCUCUUUACGAUUCAAAGGAGUCAGUGCUUAAACCAGCUGCUAUCCAUGUGCUUCAUAGAAUAUUCUAUUUAUGUGACAAGGACCGCGAUGGGUACUUGAGCGAUGGUGAAAUUGAAAGCUUUCAAAGGAAGUGUUUUGGCAAACACAUAAGUGAGGAAGACCUGGUAAACAUCAAGGAUACCAUCCGAAGGGCGUUGCCCGACUCUGUCACGCCGUCUGGGAUAGACGCCAAGGGCUUUCUUCAUUUGAACAAGUUGUACGUUGAAAAGGGCCGGCAUGAGACCGUAUGGAUCAUACUUCGAGCCUUUCAAUAUACAGACAACCUAUCUCUUCAGGAGGAGUUUUUGCACCCGCGGUUCGAGGUGCCUCCUUUCUCUUCUGCUGAGCUCUCACCUGCCGGAUACCGGUUCCUUGUGGAUCUUUUUCUACUCUGUGACAAGGACAACGAUGGAGGGCUGAAUGAGGAGGAGCUUACAUCCAUAUUUGCCCCAACACCAGGUCUGCCCGCCUCGUGGACAGAGGACUCAUUCCCGUCAUCCACCGUUCGUAAUGAGGCCGGCCACGUAACCUUGCAGGGCUGGCUGGCACAGUGGAGUAUGACCACGUUUACAUCUCCCAAGACAACUUUGGAAUACCUUGCAUAUCUCGGGUUUGAGUCUUUUGACCGCAACAACCCUACAACUACCGCCGCCCUUCAGAUCACCAAGCCCCGGAAACGCCGCAGACGACCCGGUCGAGUAGGCCGUAACGUUGUUCUCUGCCAUGUUGUCGGCGCACCUGGCUCAGGCAAGUCGUCUCUCCUUGACGCCUUCCUAUCUCGAGGCUUCUACCCGUCCUACCGCCCUACCAUUCAACCGCGUACAGCUGUCAACACGGUUGAGCUUCCGGGCGGUAAGCAAUGCUAUAUGAUCCUUGAUGAGUUAGGAGAGCUAGAACCUGCCAUUCUCGAUAAUGAGACAAAGCUGCUCGACCAGUGUGAUGUAAUCGCGUACACGUACGACUCUUCUGAUCCGGAUUCGUUCGCUUAUAUCCCCAAACUGCGAGCCAAAUACCCACAUCUAGAGGAGUUGCCGAGCGUCUUCAUUGCAUUAAAGGCUGAUCUGGACCGGACUACUCAACGGGCCGAGCUACAGCCAGACGAAUACACGAGCAAGUUAAACAUGCCGGGUCCGCCAUUGCACGUCAGCGUGACUUGGAGUUCGAUACAGGAGUUGUUCGUGCAUAUAGCAGAGGCAGCCAUGGAACCCAGUACUGCCUUCCCCCGCGUUGAGGAAGAUGUGGAAGGAAAAUGGAUGGCGUGGGGCAUUGCGAUCGGAGCUGUUGUCUGUGCCGGUGCGGCAGCUGUUGUUAUAUGGCGACGGGUCAGUUGGGGUGGGAAAUAUUAG
This is a messenger RNA of Microsporum canis CBS 113480, 1946 nucleotides long. RefSeq names its product mitochondrial Rho GTPase 1. The record is from RefSeq and is a predicted model, not a curated record. Gene Ontology annotation, molecular function: GTPase activity; calcium ion binding; GTP binding. Lineage: Eukaryota; Fungi; Ascomycota; Eurotiomycetes; Onygenales; Arthrodermataceae. Gene Ontology annotation, biological process: small GTPase-mediated signal transduction; regulation of mitochondrion organization; mitochondrion organization. The transcript has 2 exons. Bases 42 to 1946 code for a protein of 634 amino acids. Gene Ontology annotation, cellular component: mitochondrial outer membrane.